Messenger RNA from Neomonachus schauinslandi (Hawaiian monk seal), 392 nucleotides. Its product is annotated as 60S ribosomal protein L36a-like. Lineage: Eukaryota; Metazoa; Chordata; Mammalia; Carnivora; Phocidae. The record is from RefSeq and is a predicted model, not a curated record. The coding region runs from base 1 to 291 and encodes 96 amino acids. The transcript has a single exon. Gene Ontology annotation, biological process: translation. Gene Ontology annotation, molecular function: structural constituent of ribosome. Gene Ontology annotation, cellular component: cytosolic large ribosomal subunit; ribosome.
AUGGUGAACAUUCCUAAAACCCGCUGGACUUUCUGCAAGAAGGGUGGCAAGCACCAGCCCCACAAAGUGACACAGUACAAGAAGGGCAAAGAUUCUCUUUAUGCCCAGGGAAAGCAGUGUUAUGACAGGAAGCAGAGUGGCUAUGGUGGGCAGACUAAGCCAGUUUUCCAGAAAAAGGCUAAAACUACAAAGAAAAUUGUGCUGAGGCUUGAAUGUGUUGAGCCCAACUGCAGAUCUAGGAGAAUGCUGGCUAUUAAGAGAUGCAAGCGUUUUGAACUGGGAGGAGACUAAGAAGAGAAAGGGCCAAGUGAUCCAGUUCUAAGCUUCAUAUUUUGUUAUACUAUGAAGACAAUAAAAUCUUGAGGUUAUGUUCACUUCAUUUGGUUGCAGUU